CAAUCUCUGUUCUCUACCUGGUGUGGCUCUACCUGGACUGGGACACACCUAACCAAGGUGGAAGGCGUCGUGACUGGAUGAGGAAUUUGACAGUGUGGAAGGACAUGAGGGAUUAUUAUCCUAUCAAGCUGGUGAAAACAGCAGAGCUGCCCCCCAACCAGAACUACGUGGUGGGCAGUCACCCACAUGGGGUCAUGUGCAUGGGGGCUGUCUGUAAUCUCUCCAUGGAAGGCAAUGGCUUCUCCAAGCACUUCCCAGGGAUUCGGAUCUGGCAAACUGGACUGAGUGGCCUCUUCUGCCUCCCAGUCUACCGAGACUACAUCAUGAGCUAUGGAGCGCGUCCUGUGAACCGCCAGAGCCUGGACUUUGUCCUGUCCCAGCCCCAGCGUGGGGAGGCCGUGGUCAUUAUAAUAGGGGGUGCCCAGGAGAUCAUGUUUGCGAGCCCAGGGCAGCACUGCCUCACGCUCCGGAAACGCAAAGGCUUUGUGCACCUGGCGCUGAGGCACGGGGCCUCGCUGGUGCCCGUGUACUCCUUUGGGGAGACUGAUAUCUUCCGAAUCAAGGCUUUUCCUGAGGACUCCUGGCAGUUUCGGUGCCAGAUGCUCUUUAAGAAGCUCCUGGGUUUUCCACCUUUCAUCUUCUGGGGCCGCAGUCUGUUCUUGGCCAACUCCUGGGGGCUGCUGCCCUUUGCUGUGCCCAUAACCACCGUGGUGGGCCGCCCCAUCCCUGUGCCCCGGCGCCUCCACCCCACCACGGACGAAGUUGACCACUAUCACGCCGUCUACAUGAAGGCUCUGGAGCAGCUGUUUGAGGAGCACAAGGAAAGCUGUGGCGUCCCUGCUUCUACCCACCUCACUUUCAUCUAGGCCUGGCCUCAGCUGCUCGCUGAGCCCCCAAGACCCUGACCCAGGGUUCUGGGACCUCAUCCGACUGCCACACUCCAUGCCUCCAAUCAAAGCAAGUUGGGGAAGCGAGCCUGUCAGGGCCUGAUCCACGCCCAUCCUGAUGUGCCACAGAGCCUCUGCCUGAGAUUGGACAGAGACUCAACUCUGCAUGUUGCUCGAUCUUGGACAAGCCCCUCCCCUUUGCCUCUUCUCUGGAUGUAAAUAAAGGCAUCUGCUUAGCUAA
Molecule: messenger RNA, 1128 nt
Organism: Microcebus murinus (gray mouse lemur)
Lineage: Eukaryota; Metazoa; Chordata; Mammalia; Primates; Cheirogaleidae
Source: RefSeq, a predicted model, not a curated record